UUUCUGAGCAUGCUCAUUGUGUAACUUCCUACUCGCUCGCGGAAUGCGAAGAGUAAACUGACCUUAGGAAGUAAGAAAAAGAAUAUCCGAAAAGGAGUGUAUGGGGAGGGGAAAGGGUUAGUUUCAGAAAGAAAAGAGUACUGAUUUUUUUUUUUUGGUUGCAAACAUGCGGGACCGGACGCAAGAAUUGAGAGCUGGCCUUCCUGAUGUUUCCAAAAUAAACAGUUCGUCAAAAAGCAAAGAAGAGGAAAAGCUGCUUGAGCCUGACUCUGAACUAAUCGAUGAUAUCUUCCUGCAGGUGCGGGAGAUUAGCCAGGAAAUUGAUCUGAUCAACCAGAAAGUUAAAGAGCUAGAGAAGGAACAACUCAAAAUAUUGAGCACACCUUUGCCCGAAGAUGCGGCAAAACAAGAUCUGCAGCAGUUACGUGAUGAGAUUAAGAACUUGGCCCAAAACACCAGGAGUAAACUGCAGGCAUUAAAACUAAGUGAUGAAGAAGAACAGAAGUGUGCCACAGAUAUGCAGAUCCGCAUGAAGAAGACGCAGUAUGGUAUCUUGCGCCAGAGGUUUGUAGAUGCAGUGAAUAAAUGCAGCACUUUACAGGCCCAGUACAGAGAUCGCAAUGUGGAACGAAUACAGCGGCAACUGAAAAUCACUGGGGUUAAUGUGACAGAUGAGAACCUGGAGGACAUGAUUGAGAGCGGAAAUGCUGCGGUGUUCACAUCAAAUAUUCUGACAGAUACAAGAGCUACUAAGCAAGCCCUGAAUGAGAUUGAAUCCCGGCAUGAAGAAAUCCUGAAACUGGAGAAGAGUAUCCGAGAGUUGCACGACAUGUUUAUGUACCUUUCCAUGGAAAUAGAAGCUCAGGGAGAAAUGGUGAACCGAAUUGAAAGUAAUAUCUUGGAGUCUGUGACCCAUGUUCAAAAAGCUUCAGAACACACACACAAGACUGUGAAACUGCGAAAGAAGGCCAACAAGAAGAAGAUCGCGAUUAUCGCAUGUAUUUGCAUCACCGUGGUCAUCCUUGCAGUGCUCAUAGCAAUCUUCGUUAGAUGAGGUCAGCCUAGCCUCAUGGGGCUUCCCUGCUUAUUUGUUUUUACCUCACCAGUUUCCUGGAACAGUACCUUGUCCCCUGUAUAGAGUGAAGAUGGAACGGUGAGAUCUGGAUAUUUCUUUGUUGCCUUUCGUGUGAGUAAUUUUGGCAUCCAGUUGUUUUCUACACUGUGGAAGAAUUUCCAGCUUACCAUCCCUUCAGCCUCCAGGAGUGACGACUUUCCAUCCCUUCAUCGUUUAUAGCUGACAAGAGGUUUUUUCACCUGGUUCCUGUUAUCAGUGAUCCAGAAGUCAUGCACUGCUGAUGUAUUUAUGUUAACCGCCCCCCCUCCGGUAGAUGGUUCUAUUUUUUCUGCCUAUUUCACUAAUCAGAUGUGCUCCACAUUUGAAGGGAAAUCACUGUGCCUUGUGGAAAGUGAAUUAGUUCUGGACUUUACAAGCAUAUUUUCUUUUUACCAUUCACUGUUGGAUGGAUGCCUUAAAGGUAAUGUCUUCCUUCUGCUUGCGUAGCACUUUUGAAGUGUCUUCAUACUUAUUUUGAUAAACACUGUUUCUUCUACAAGUGUGGAAAUACAGAUGUAUGCACAUGUUGUCCUAUCACUUUAAUUAAGACAUUUUUUAUAGGAGAGGUGUUUUAAUAUUUAAAUGUAUUGUUGGGUAUCAUGUGAACUUUUCUUCCCGAAGAAAGCUGUAGAAAUUUUUAGUUCAUUUAUUAAUUCAUCCAUUUUGCAAUAACUGCAUCCAUUUCAUGGUUGUGGGAAGCUGAAUUUUCUCCCAGCACUAAAUGUGGGCACAAGACACAGAGAAACUAAUUUUGGACAUGCCAACAAGUUCUUUUGCAGAAUUUUGUGGACAAUCUGAAUUUAUUUACAUUUUUUUACUGCCAUACUGUGUAAAUGCAUGAGAGAGAUUCUUUGAAGAGCUAGCUAAUUAGGUGGCUGUCACAUAUGUCUCAGCCACUGUAUAACCACUCGGUGAAAUAACUCCUGAUUUUGUCUUUCAUUUUCAUCAUUAAUGCUUGUUUUAUCAGCGAUGCACUGUAUACUUAAUUGUAGCAGCUUUUUCAUUGUGCAUGUCUUUUAAGAUUCCUUGUUUUGUGUGACGUAAGCAAUGUUUGCCACACUGUUAAGUGUGGCUACUGUAUUUUCAUAAGCAGAUUACUUUAUCACUCAUUUAUAACUUUCAGGUAAUUCAAUGCUUAAUUUAGUACCAGUAUGUAUUUUGUUUGCUUCUAUUUGCUGAAGUAUGAAAAAUGUUUUGUAUUAUGUUCUUAGGGAGCUUCACUUUUCUCAGGAAAAUCAGCUGUUCCCUAUUUGUUGGCAGCCAUACAAAUUAUUAAAACAAUGAAUCAUGUCAAGCUGCAGUUAAGGCGCAGAGGCUUUAUAAAAAGGGCACUGGCAGUGAAGUCAAACUUCUGAGACCACGCCUAAAGAGAAAAGAUCUUAUCAGCUGUGGGAAAUAUACAUGCUAGAUCACAUGUGAGAUGAGUAUUCUUACUUUUAAUGCUACACCGUAUAAAAUGUCUUCACAUUCUGUAAUGGGUGAGAAUAGAACAUCUUCCCAUGUUAUUUGGUUAGGGAUCCCUUAGUGUACAUGUCCUACUCACGCUGUUAAAGGGCAUGUCUAUUAAAAGCAGAACCAUCCGGAACUGUAUGUCAUAUGAUACCAUGAAUUGUUAAGAUAUUGUGUAUUAGUGUUGUGCUUUAACUCACUAACAGGAGGUCACAGAGGCCCAAUAUUUCAUUAUAUAAUGACUUAUAAAGGGUCACUGGACGUCUUGAAUAUAUGUGUAUUCUUUAGAGAGUUUUUAUUUUUAUUUUUGUAUUUGUGUUUUCAGAUAUGUUGUAAAUAGUUUCUGAAGCAAUCCCUGCACUGUUUCACCAGAACGGCCAUAUGGUGUGCCCUUCCACGUGGCUGUGAAAACAGUUGCUGCACAGUUUAUUCACUUUUCUGUGCAUUCACUAGUAAGUAGGACCAGGCACAGAGGUCAUUAUGAAGAUGUGUAGCUUCCUUUAUAUCUCAAGUUAUUAGAAUACAUUUAAUUUUUUUACAUCAGCCUGUCAGUUGACUUUAUGAGACUGUGUGUGUGUGUGUGUGUGUGUGUGUGUGUGUGUGUGUGUGUGUGUGAGUGAAGUUGCCAGUAUAGUUUGGAUACUCAAAAGCUCUGCUGAUUUGACAAUCCAUGGUUGGUGGUCAUAAAGAAAUUCGCAAGUAUUUUAGUCGAAAGGAGAUUCUGUUUGAGUGAGUACUGCACUGAUUAUACCAGUUGCUUCAGGGAAGUUUGAUCUCCCUUUCCUCUCCAGUCAGUUUGACUCUGACAUCUGAACCCACUGAUGUGUACAGCAGUGCAUUUAAAUAUGUAAAAAAUAUUAGUUCUGGAAUUUGUGGGCUUUCAAAGCAGGAAAUGAUUGGUGAUGAGUAGCCAGUGGACUAUCUUGAUGAGUACCAUGCUGCUUUUGUAGGUGUAUGUAUUACUUGGCUUGCUUCUGAGUGUGUGGACUUCUUGAUGGUCACCAACUGUCUGAAACGUAUGCCCAUGUUUGGCUGGCAUCUCACUGCAAAUGCAUAAUGGUCAUUGUACUUGAAUAAACAUGCUGCAAAUAUUUAGCAGGUAUUUCCAUUGAACUGACAGAACUGGGGUUGUUUCUCCUUUUUUAAGGGAAUUAUGCAGAGGUGACUGCUGUUUAAUUCAGGAAGAUACCUUUGCCUUUGCAUUACAUGCUGAACUGUUAUGGACAUUUGUAUAUUUAAAGUCAUUAUGUCAUCACAAUAAAAUGAAUUACUUAAUUUAA
This is a messenger RNA of Protopterus annectens (West African lungfish), 3843 nucleotides long. It is a transcript of the gene STX4, whose product is annotated as syntaxin 4. Gene Ontology annotation, molecular function: SNARE binding; SNAP receptor activity. Gene Ontology annotation, cellular component: plasma membrane; endomembrane system; SNARE complex. The record is from RefSeq and is a predicted model, not a curated record. The coding region runs from base 167 to 1054 and encodes 295 amino acids. NCBI's taxonomy places the organism in Eukaryota, Metazoa, Chordata, Ceratodontiformes, Protopteridae. The transcript has 11 exons. Gene Ontology annotation, biological process: exocytosis; vesicle fusion; intracellular protein transport.